Rhizopus microsporus ATCC 52813 is the source of this 1779-nucleotide messenger RNA. RefSeq lists its product as uncharacterized. Gene Ontology annotation, molecular function: oxidoreductase activity; copper ion binding. The transcript has 2 exons. NCBI's taxonomy places the organism in Eukaryota, Fungi, Mucoromycota, Mucoromycetes, Mucorales, Rhizopodaceae. The coding region runs from base 1 to 1779 and encodes 592 amino acids. The record is from RefSeq and is a predicted model, not a curated record.
AUGGCAAUUGACAUAUAUUCCAGUAAUCCCUUCAAUACGAACGAAGGUGUGCUUCGUUACUAUGAAUUUAAUAUCACUCAAGAGCAGAAAAAUCCCGAUUGUUCUGACCAUUCACCUCCUGUCUUGAUGAUCAACAAACAAAUGCCCGGUCCACCUAUUGUGGCUAAUCAAGGCGAUAGAAUUCGAGUUUUAAUUCGUAACCAAAUAGAGACUGGUAACCGUAAGUCACAGGCAUUGGCGAUCCAUUUUCACGGUAUAAAGCAGUAUGGAUCAAAUCAUGCGGACGGUGUCCCCUUUCUGACACAACUACCCAUUCGACCCGGUGAAGAUUAUGUUCAUGAAUUUCGAGUUGUCAACCAAGCAGGCACGUAUUUUUAUCAUGCUCACCUCGGCUUACAAGAAGAAACUGUGUUUGGACCCAUUAUCAUUUAUGAAUCAAAAGAUGCUCACCCAGAAAACUUGACACCAGAAGAGGAACUCUUGAUGGACGGGAUAUCUCGCAAGUUGAUUGCGGGUCCUUAUGAGUAUGACUUUGAACGAACCAUACUUCUUAGUGAAUGGUGGCACCAGACUCGACUUGGUGUAGAAGAUUGGCUGAUGGGUCCUAAAUUUACUAAUAUUCCUGAAGCGGAUAGUGUUUUAAUUAAUGGUCGGACGCUGUUUAAUUCGAGCCAUGUAUCUGUAUCCCAAUGCGAAGGAUAUGAAAUUUUGCCUGUGCAGCCAAAUAAGGUUUAUCGAUUACGAGUGAUUGGUGCUACAGCCUUCCGUACGUUGCUCUUUGGUAUUGCUAAUCAUAAUUUGACCAUCAUCGAAGUCGACGGCGAGCUUAUCGAGCCCUAUACUAUCAGUCAUUUAGAGGUGACCCCAGGUCAACGAUUCUCGGCUCUACUUCACACGGAUCAGGAACCAGACGAUUAUAGCAUAGAAGUGAUACGUAACUGGUCUGAUGGUGUGCCUAAACUCACAAAUGGUUACGGCGUCAUGCAUUAUCGAACCGUACGUCCUGAUGUAGAUCGAUCUCUGCGAUUAAAAAAGCCGACCGUUCUUGCACUUCCAGUGCAUCGUGUAACUUUUGAUUAUGAAGAAGUAGUCAAUUGGGUUUGGCCUCACUUGUAUCCUCUCUAUGGUGUUGAUCCUGUUGUCUACAGACCUGCGAGUAGGACGAUCAAGCUUCGAACGGUCGAAAUGCGUCAGCACAGGGGACAAUCUCGGUUUUACGUCAACGGCGUGGCAUUUCAGGAACAGGCAAACAACCAGCGUCCGAUACUUUAUGAUUUAUUUACCAAUAGACGCAAAGCACCCGAUGCGUUCAACAGACAACCUAAUGGAUAUGAUCCUCAUUUAGGUACUUAUCCCAUAGGGCACUAUGAGAUCAUCGAUAUCGUCAUCCAGUCCACACAUUAUCCUGGCCAACCUUGCCGCAGCCAUCCUUGGCAUACGCAUGGUCACUCUCACUGGGAGAUCGCCAAUGGUAAGGGCGAAUACGAUGAAGAAAGAGAUGGACAUAUUCGAAAUGUACCGCAUCCGAUAAUGAAAGAUGUUACGUUAGUAUACCCUAAUAUAGAUAGAAGUCUAUACCGUGAACACGAAACAAGUUCUACAGAAGCAGUCGGUUGUGGUUGGUCGAAAAUCCGUAUUAUUGCAGAUAAUCCCGGUAUAUGGGCUGUCCACUGUCAUAAUACCUUUCAUAUGCUUCUAGGGAUGAUGGUCGUAUUUGAAGAAGCACCAGAACUCAUCACGAACUAUACAUUUGUAGAUUACCAAAGUUAUCAGCCAUAG